AUGGAAGUUCAGGGAUUUCCCGCAGCUCUAGAAAUCUCUGCGAAUCCUUUGCAGGGGGAAAAGUGGAAUAAAUCUCGCCGCAAGAGUGCCCAUUUUGAAGAUUCAUUUCCAUGUGAGGAGAAUUCAAGAUUGAUUUAUAUCAAUGAUCCUGUAAAGACGAAUGAUCAGUAUGAGUUUACUGGGAAUGAGAUCUGUACCAGCAAGUACACUGUGAUUACUUUCCUUCCUAAAAACUUGUUCAUCCAAUUCCACAGGGUUGCUUAUCUUUACUUUUUAGCUAUUGCAGCUUUGAACCAGCUGCCUCCUUUAGCUGUCUUUGGUAGAACAGUAUCUCUUUUUCCUCUCCUUUUUGUUUUAUUUGUGACUGCAAUCAAGGAUGGGUAUGAGGAUUGGAGAAGACAUAGGUCUGACAGGAAAGAGAACAAUAGGGAGGCCUACGUAUUUCAAUCUGAUCGGUUUCAGCUGAAGAAAUGGAAGAAAAUUCGUGCUGGAGAGGUUGUCAAGGUUUACGCUGAUGAAACAUUGCCCUGUGACAUGGUUUUAUUAGGAACUAGUGAUCCGACUGGAAUAGCAUAUAUUCAGACAAUGAACCUUGAUGGUGAGUCAAAUCUAAAAACAAGGUAUGCUCGCCAAGAAACUGUUGUGACUCUAAAGGAGCAACAGUUUUCUGGACUGAUUAAAUGUGAACAGCCCAACAGAAAUAUUUACGAAUUCGCUGGUAACAUGGAUUUCAAUGGGCAGAGGAUUCCACUAGGCCAGUCAAAUAUCGUUUUACGUGGUUGCCAGCUGAAGAACGUAGAUUGGGCUGUUGGAGUUGUUGUAUAUGCUGGCCAGGAAACCAAAGCAAUGUUAAAUAGUGCAGUAUCACCUUCUAAAAGGAGCAAACUGGAAGGGUACAUGAAUCGAGAAACUCUGUGGUUGUCAGUUUUCCUGUUCAUCAUGUGUGCUGUAGUAGCGCUUGGGAUGGGUUUAUGGCUUGAACGGCAUGGACAUCAGCUAGAUACCCUUCCUUACUAUAGGAGGAGAUAUUUCACAGAUGGAAGUAAUAAUAAAAAAUAUUACAAAUACUAUGGCAUUGCAAUGGAGGUGUUUUUUUCUUUUUUGAGCUCUGUAAUAGUUUUCCAGAUAAUGAUUCCGAUAUCCUUGUAUAUUACUAUGGAGUUGGUCAGACUGGGUCAGUCGUACUUCAUGAUUGGAGAUACACGGAUGUAUGACAAAAAUUCCAAUUCAAGGUUUCAGUGCAGAUCAUUGAAUAUUAAUGAGGAUUUGGGUCAGAUACGUUAUGUUUUUUCUGACAAAACUGGAACACUGACAGAAAACAAGAUGAACUUUCGACGAGCCAGUGUCUUUGGAAAAGAUUAUGGAAAAAUCUCGGGCCCAGGCAGCCAUAUGUUGCAGGGAGUAAGCAUUGCGGGUACGCCAAUUUGCUUUUCCUAGUUUUCGAUGUUGUAUUAUUUUGGGCUGAGAGAUGGCGACCUUAGAAAACCAUUGGAAUUCUAAUAUUUGAAAGGAACUGAAAGAUAGCAUGUAUAAACUGAUUUCGUUCAUAAGAACUAUAAUUAGUCUGAUCUCAUUAUCCUGCCUUCAUUUUUUGCUACAUUGAUAGUUUAUUUUAAAAUGAAUUUUUGCAUAUCAUUCAAAAAUGUUUUAAAAACGAAAACUAUUAUAUUUUAGACACAAAUUACAGUGGAUUAGAGACAGGAAAUCCAGAAAAUCUUGAUUUUUUAUCUCCAUUGUGUUACAACUUGAAUGCCUUCUUUUGGUGUAAUCUGUUUCAAGUCGAUUGAGUUUCUUGUGGGGCUUUUGCCUUUUUAUUUCUUCAUAAUCUAAUAAUCUAUCCUUACAAGUUACGCUGUUGCACAGAUACGAUUUUUGAUUUCAUUCUAAGGUUCUGGUUGAAUUGGGAAAUGCUGUUUAAUAUUCAGUUGUUUACACCCAUCAAUAGGGUAGUUAUUUAUCCUUCCUUUUUAUUUGGCUUCUUAUGAGAGAAAUGCGUUAAUCAACUUUAUUUCAAAAAAAAUGGUCCUUAUUUAAAGCAUUACCGCAUGCCUGUAUCAUUGUCCAUGAUUUUUAUAGGUAUAAGGUAAAUUAACCAGAAGGUGGACACAUUGCUUUUUUAAUGGUUGAUGGCAUCUCUGGGAGAAAAUUAAUCAGUUUUGUGCUAAUCUGGCUUCUUUUAGGAAGAUACUGGGUCUGAAGGCACGAACAAGAUUGAAAAAGUUGCUUUAAUAUUUUUCAGGAUGUUAUGCUCAUUCAGGUCUGAUUUUGGCCGUCAUAGGUUAGGUCAACAGAAUGACGCUCGCUGGGAUUGGCUUUGACUACUCCCCAUCCGCUAGUGUUAAAUUAAUGGAUCGUGUUGAAUUCAAAUAGUUGCUCUGAUGGUUUUUCGGUUUAUUGUGCCGAAUUUUCAUCAGGUACCUGUUAUCAAUUUUGCUUGUAACAGAGCAGUACUAUAUCUUUAUUACCGGUCAAGCACCCUCUCAUUUUCCUUUUUUCUGUUUAUUUUUGUGACUAUUAUUCAAGAGGACAACCAGACUGUGGCUGGGAUGCCCCCCGAUAACAAAUAAUUAUAAUUCUUAGUCUUCAGAGAUAUGAGGCAGCAGCUAAUCAUUCACAGAUAAGCCAUGAUGUUAGCUGCUUGAAGCAUGCUCUGAAAGGUUCCUGCAUUGCAUUGAGCUCUCGACUGAUUUCCAUUAAGUAAAGGACAAGGGAAGAAGUUGGUUUUCCAAUAAACUUGUCCUUGUUUGCAUGGUGACACUAAAUGGUGCAUUAAAACUGAUAAAUUAAAAGCCAGAUUGUGCAGUCUGGUUGCUCUUUCUCAAGCUCCGAUAGCUGAUCAGGAACCAGCUUGUUCUGACUUUCUGUGGACGGCUUUCACCAAUUUCAGGCUUUGUUGGUGGAAAAUAAAAGCAAAAAACCACCAAUGGAAAAAGGCUUUUAGUUUUGGUUGAUUCUUUGUCCCCUCUUCCAUUAUUUUUUCAGCAUGAAAAUGUCAGAAAAAGUGGUCGGUGCUGAUCUAAAUUGGAAUUGAUCAUAUCUGAUCUGAUUUCAAGGGCGAAAUCCAAUCACCUCUUAAAAUAACAUAAAAUAAAAUAAAAGGAUGGAAAUCAUCUGAGUUCUCACUUGGUUUAGUCAGUUACCUAUGGGAUCGGACCUCUUAACUGAUAAAUAUGAGGCACGCUAGUGGAUGUCUGGGGUAGAAGAGCGGAGGAAGAAGAGGUGAGAACGGGAAAAAAUAAGCUGAUGUUGGCAAUCCUAACACAAUUGCCAAGCUAACUGCCGCAUGCUGCUAAUUGUUUUCCCCACGUUCCCCCUCAUUGCACGUCUGUUCCUGAGUAUAGACGGGGAAUAUCAGACAGUGGGGCUUCGCAAGGGGUAUCCUCGGGGUUGGGUAUUUGUCAAGAAGCCUUUUUAGAAAAUGUUAACUGUUGUUAUACUCAUUGUAUAUGCUGAUUGAGAGCCCGACCCAUGAUGUGCUAGUUCCAUGAGCUAAUGAAUGGUACAAUCACAUCAAUAGUAAAGAGUCACACAUGUGCUUUAAAAUCACAAUGGAGUAUCUUCAAAUCAAGGCCUUUUCCUGACACCGGUCCUUGUCUAUGGUUGUAAUCUUACUUGGAUGACCAUACCCCUGAGCCAAGCCUUAAUCAUCUGGAAGUGGUGUGAACAGUUCCUUCGUUGACACAUCAAGAGGGGUGUUCCUUCCCAUCUUAAAGAUUGUCCUUAAAGACCAAUAAAGACUGAUGCCAGCUAGAACCCUGGUAGCACGUCAGUUUUCGUAAGAAGUUCAAUUUUAUUUCGUCUUUUCUAUCAAUUUUGAUUGUGCUUUUCCAUCUCAAUGUAGAUUAGAUGUUUGGGUCCAUUGAAAUGCACGCACACAUAAACAUGUUACAUGGAAGAUGUUAUGAAUGGUCCUCUGCCUCUUAAUGACAUUUUAUUUACCAUUUUGCAUCCUUCACAAGCUGGAAUGAACUCAGAGGCUUUAUCUUUCCAUUCUGUUUUCCUUCUCAUUACAUCUGCUCAUGCUUCUCAUCCGAGCUGCAUGAUUGCUUGGUAACUCGUUGUUGUUGUGAAAAGACCACUUCUUCUUUACUCCAGAAGAUAGAGUUUGGAACCCCACAAUCUACUACUCCCAUUUAUCUAGUCAUUGGCUUUUAUAAACUCCCAGUAUUUCAAACUACUUGUAAGGAAAUCGUAUGACCUGGAUUACAUAUCUUUGGAUUAAAAUCGUCCCUUUUCUAAUAUAUUCAGUAGUGCAGCUAGAUCAUAAAUUAAUUAUGUGUACCUUUGUUUCUGCCAUUACUUAUCCUUUUCGUACUUUUUCCCUAAUUUUUUCCUUGUUUUUGUUAGAAUAGUUUAUAUUCUUAUUAGAGCAGUAUCAAGUUUAUCUAUAUUUGGGUUUAUCAAUUAGUGCAGUAUCAAAAUAAUUUAUAUAGAAAUUCUAUGCAAUAACUACCGACUUUUCCAAAUUUUAAAAUUAUUUGGAGCUUGUUAGUUACUUUGAUCUAAACAUUUUAAACAUGACUUCAUUGUGGCUUUUCUUUGUCUAAAUUCUGUGCAGGAGUAAUUGGAAGACGCAGGUGGAAACUCAAGUCAACUAUCAAUGUUGAUCUUGAACUUGUUGCCUUAUUGCACAAAAAUCUGGCAGAUGAGGAAAGAAUCUCCGCGCAUGAAUUUUUCCUCACCUUGGCUGCCUGUAACACUGUGAUUCCAAUUCUGUGGGGAAAUUCAUCUUAUGCCAAUAGUGAGUUUCUGGACGAGGCAGAAACCAUUGACUAUCAAGGGGAGUCUCCCGAUGAGCAGGCGUUAGUUGCUGCUGCGUCAGCUUAUGGCUAUACCCUUAUUGAGCGUACAUCUGGGCAUAUUGUUGUUGAUGUGAAUGGGGAGGAACUAAGGUGGUGUAUUCCUAGUAUCUCAUCAUAUUGAUGCUGUACUGCUUUUUUUGGUAUUGUAAAUUAUAUCAGCACUGUCGUUUCUCUCAGAAUGUCUCUUGUUUGUGCAGGUUGGAUGUUCUGGGACUGCAUGAAUUCGAUAGUGUACGCAAAAGAAUGUCUGUGGUUAUUAGGUUUCCCAAUAGUUCUGUAAAGGUUCUUGUUAAAGGAGCCGACAGUUCAAUGUUUAGCAUUAUUAUGAAAACAACUGAAAAGACUGAUGAGGGAUACAGAGAGUCAUUGGUUGGCAUAAGACGUGCAACAGAAAAUCAUUUGCUCGAUUAUUCGUCUAAGGGCUUGCGUACACUUGUAGUUGCUGGGAAGGACCUUACUGAUUCGGAGUUCACGGAAUGGCAGAGUAGGUAUGAAGAUGCCAGCACUUCAUUACAUGAGAGGGCAACAAAGCUCCGUCAUACUGCAGCUCUGAUUGAGUGCAAUCUAAAUCUUCUUGGGGCCACUGGAAUUGAAGAUAAAUUGCAAGAUGGUGUACCUGAGGCUAUUGAAUCUCUUCGGCAGGCGGGAAUUAAAGUCUGGGUCCUCACUGGAGACAAACAAGAGACUGCAAUUUCAAUUGGCCUCUCGUGCAAAUUAUUGACUCCGAGCAUGCAACAAAUUAUUGUCAACGGCACAUCAGAGGAUGAAUGCAGAAGGCUAUUAACCGAUGCUAAGUCUAAAUAUGGAAUAAAACUUGUAAAUUUCAGAAACAGUUGUCCGAGAAUGAAGAAUCUUCAGAACUCUUAUCCGGACAUCUCUAGUAACGCCAAGACUUCCGAUAUCUUGAUGCAUGAAAUCGAACAAACUAGAAGUGCCAAUGACAUCGUAGAGUUUCAUGAAGAAGGUUUGAUGGGUUCUGUCGAUGGUCCACUAGCGCUAGUAAUUGAUGGAAACAGUCUUGUUUACAUUUUAGAGAAAGACCUUGAACAGGAGGCAUGUUUCUUCACUUUCUUUAGAAAAAAAUAUUUUAAUAAUUCUACAUUUCUGUUUCUGCUGUGAUGUUUGCCUGAUUAAGAUUUUUGAAUGUCUGGAUUCUCAUCGUUCUUCGUUUAUUUUCUUGAACAGCUUUUUGAUUUGGCAACAUCCUGUAGAGUGGUAAUCUGCUGUCGUGUUGCUCCUUUACAAAAAGCGGGUAUUGUUGAUUUGAUAAAAAGCAGAACAAAUGAUAUGACUUUGGCCAUCGGUGAUGGUGAGUUGAACUGGUCAAUUUAAACUGUUCCUAUUCUGUCUUCGUCUGCUGGUGUAGAAUUAAUGUCUGGUAAUUUUUGCGUAUGGUUCCUACCAUGUACUGUUGGAAGUUGAUAGUUACCUUUGCAGCACCGUCACUUGAUGUGUCAUGACUUCAUACUCAAUAGGUUUUUGUUAGAAAAUCAUGAUCUGUGAUGUGUGUAUGGAAUAGUGAUUUGGCCAAGGUCCUAUCAAAUUUGCUGCUCUAGUGUGAUAAUAGUGGAGAAAUUGUUGCAGUCGUGGUUUUAUGACCGGGAUGAAUAAGAUGCCCUGAUUAAGAACCGGAGUAACAGACAAUUCAAAAUGAGUGAAACCAUACCAAUGGCGACAUUUUAUGGUGGAAUACAUAGAUUUUUUCUCUCUCAAAUUUCUGAUUGUAGACAAGAUAAUCUGGGGAUGAAGAAGUAGCUAAAAGGGUGCUAACUUGCUCUUCAUAUGCUGGAAUGGAAAAAACGGUGAAAUAGUCUUGCUCUCAUUAUUAGCGAUUUCUAAACCUCCAAUUUUCAUAUGCUGGAAUGGCUCCAUGUUAUUGUGGAAUACAUAGAUUUUUUUUCUCUCAAAUUUUUGAUUGUAGACGAGAUAGUCUGGGGAUUAACAAGUAGUUAAGAGGAUGCUAAGUUGCUCUUCAUAUGCUGGAAUGGAAAAAAUGGUGAAAUAGUCUUACUCUCAUUAUUAGCGAUUUCUCAGAUCUCCAUUUUUUUUUCCCAUUGGGACUCCAUUUCCUUCACUCGGUAGGUAUAUAAAAUGUGCACGUGAACAUGCACUUGCACACUACACUCCUUCCAAUCUUGGUCCCUCAUUCUGUAGCUGUCUUCUCCGUACUUAUGUUCCCUCAAGCUUCUUGAAGUUCUACACUUGUGGUCAUGCAGAUUUGAUGUUGCCACUUGGGCGAAGUUCACCCACACCUUGGUGGAUCUGACUGAUCCUCGUAGAUGGUAAGGCACACGAGGAUUCAUAGAUUCGAGUUUAUGGAUAAAUAUGUGGUCCCAGCAAUUAUCCUGUACUGGAAAAUUGCCAUAGCAGACAGGAAUCAACUCUUUGGUUUAAUUUGAAAACAUAAUUGUGGUUAUCGGAACUCUAGUUUGGUAACAACUUUUUAUUUUUGUUUUAGAAUCUACUUAGUUAUCAUAAAUGCAACUGCAGUUCCCAUCUCGAAACCCCCUCAUCGUUGAUUACAGUUCUUAGCUGUGUGAAAAAUGUAUGUCGCUCAGUUAACACGGUUUCUUUUGCCAUAACGUUGAAAAUGUCGCAUUAAACAUUGCUUAAGUACUUCAUUUGCCUUGUGGCUUUAUUCUGCUGCAUUCUCUCUUCCUUAAGUACUUCAACUAAUCAGAGUUCACAACAAGUACAACCAUCUUAAAUGGAGAAAUUGAUAGUCUAUAAGAAAUAUUUCUAACAAUUGAUAUGCCCGCCAAAUGGAAAGUCGGAUAGUUGCUGAUCUGUUCUCCUGGUUUUGUACCUGGCAUCCUUGUAAGGGGGAUAGUUGCUUCUUAUUUGCAUAUUUUCUUGGGUUAUUUAAAAUUGGAGCUCAUACAAACUAGCUGUUGCUUCAUGUCGAAGUUGAGCAAGAUCAAGUGGGUCCAGGAAUCAGAAACCAUGAACAAGAACAUUGAGUUAAACGAAAGAGAGGAGAAGAUAUUUAUUCAUUUUCAACAUUCACGGAGAAGAUUUAAAGAAAUGGAAAACAGGGCUACCUAAAUUUUCGGCAAUAUUAUUGACACAUGAUAAAAAAUUUCUAGGGACUGUAAUGCUCUGAUAUUCUGUCAUGCUUGAAUCUGCAAAUUAUAGCAGCGGUAGGCUCCUGUAACGAAUUAUUUGUGUUUGCAUACUCCCCCCCUCCCCACAUAUUUUAGUUACAAAAUAAAAAGACGUGGAUCAAAAUGAGACUCAGAAGUGAGAAAGAGAUUCUUACCGUAAGAUUUGAAGUAAGACGUUCGAGGUUAGUUGAAAGAGAAAUUUGUACAAAUGAAUACUGCUCUUAGAUUUUCGGCAAUGAAUACAUGCCAAUUGAUAAGUUUUGGCUGUGACAAUUUUUUCUCUUUUUCCUUGGAAGAAAUCAAAAUGAUUCCAUUCUAGACAUUGAGGGAUCCUUUCCCACGGGAUAUUUAUGUAAUCUGGUGCAACUCAUGGCUGAGAUUGAAUGCGGGAUAUAAAAAGAGUGAGUUGAAUGGAGUAUUUUCCGUGUCUUCUUACUUCGUCCUUGUAUAUGACUGAUUCCUCUGGAUUAAUUUUCACUUCAUUUGAAUCUUCCAAACACGGGAAGGUUUGAGGUAUAAUUAAUAUUUUUCUUCAUUUUUAUGUUUAAAAUUAAAUUUCUUUGCAUUCCUGGGAAAUGAUGUUGGCAGGUGCGAAUGAUGUUUCAAUGAUCCAGAUGGCGGAUGUUGGUGUUGGAAUAAGUGGACAGGAAGGUCGUCAGGCAGUAAUGGCAGCAGAUUUUGCCAUGGGGCAGUUCCGCUUUCUAAAAAGACUGCUUCUUGUUCAUGGACACUGGAAUUACUAUCGCGUAGGCUACUUAGUUCUGUACAAUUUCUACAGAAAUGCUGUUUUUGUCCUGAUGCUAUUCUGGUAUGCACUGUUCAAACCUCGUUCCUGUACUACUUCUUUACUCGUAGAGAACAAUCUUAGGAAAUGCUGGUUGCCUGCAAAGUGCGGAAUUUCUUUGAGAUCAUGUUUGCUUCAAUUUUUCUUCUUCCAUAGCUGCAGUAUGGCUUUAUUUUCAUGGUCUCCCUCUAAUCGCCCAUGGCGUCUCCCCUUCACCAGGGCUCUAGCUCAGCUUCGUAAAGUUUGAUGUUUGGUUCUCAGUAACUGCGCACAUAAAUCUGAACCUUCAUUUUCUCCGCUAGGUCUUCUGUUUCUGGCAGCUGAAGGCUCUUAACUUAUUUGCUUUCUUCGUAGUUAUCUCUUUAGUAUUUGAUAACCAGAGGGCCAAGACCUAUGAUGGCUAUGCUUCAGGUUGCAUUGAUGGAACUUGUCCCUCUUCUCUGAUCUCCAGGUUCAUAUUAUCCACCGCUUUCUCCACGACCUCUGCUUUGACGGAUUGGAGCAGUGUGUUCUACUCCGUGAUCUACACGUCUGUCCCAACAAUAGUGGUGGGCAUCUUGGACAAGGACUUGAGCCACCGGACGCUGCUGCGCUACCCGAAGCUCUAUUGCUCAGGGCACCGACACGAGAGCUACAAUCUGCGCCUCUUCUGGAUCACAAUGCUCGACACCUUCUGGCAGAGCCUGGUUCUCUUCUAUGUGCCGCUCUUCACGUACAGGAACAGCUCCAUUGACAUCUGGAGCCUCGGCAGCCUGUGGACUAUCGCUGUCGUUGUCCUUGUCAACGUCCAUCUGGCGAUGGACAUCCAGCAGUGGGUUUCGAUCACCCAUAUUGCGACAUGGGGCUCCAUCAUCAUCACUUAUGCCUGCAUGGUGAUAUUGGAUUCCAUUCCCAUUUUUCCUAAUUACUGGUUAGUAUCCCCCAUCAAUCAUAAUUCUUCUUGUUGAAAUAAUAAAACCAGUUACCUUUAUUGGCACUAAUGCAUGUUUUGUGUUCAUCUCUUAGGACGAUAUACCAUUUAGCUAAGUCGGAGACGUACUGGCUCAUGAUUAUGCUCAUAACGAUCAUCGCUCUGCUCCCUCGAUUUCUCUGCAAGGUCGUCCGACAGCUGCUGUGGCCUUCGGAUAUUCAGAUAGCUAGAGAGGCCGAGAUACUGGGCAAGUUUCCCAAUCACCUGAGGUCGAGCCAGGACCAAGAUUCCAGCUGA
Molecule: messenger RNA, 9897 nt
Organism: Spirodela intermedia
Lineage: Eukaryota; Viridiplantae; Streptophyta; Magnoliopsida; Alismatales; Araceae
Source: the annotation of a GenBank genome assembly